AUGAGCAGGUGGUUCAGAUCAGCUACCAAGGGGACUGCUCCGAUGGUAGCGGAGGAGGAGGACAGGCAUCUACUACAGGUCGAGCAGGCACUACUCAGACUGCUCAACGAUGACAUUGUCGAGGCGGAUAAGCUCCUGAAGCAGCAGGACUCUUCCUACCACCACCUCGGGCGUGGUAUCUCGAGUUUCAUCAGUUCGAUGUUGGCGGCGGAGAAGGAGAUCAUGAAGGAGGCGGCGGCGGUGUUGCAGACGGCAGAGAAUAAGACGUGGGAGGAUAUGAAGAGUGCACAGAGAUCGCCUACGGCUUUCCAGUCUCAGAUCUACCCGCCGGGGACGGAGUAUCUUUUGUGCUACUCAAAUGUUCAAGUUAGUCAAUUGACGAGCGCUAUCUGCGCGGUGAUGUCGGGGAGUGUUACCGGGGCCAUGGGAGGCUUCUUCAAGUUACGCAAGACCUUCAUGACUUUGCACGGCAUUAUGGAUAUCGAGGCGAAGUAUCUCCAGCGAAGAGCUGCCUCCCGACGAGGCUCGGUGGCUUCUCGAGAAGACAUUGGAACGCAGUCUGCCGAGGAUAUUGCCAAUCUUGCUGCUGGUAUAGACGAAGCAUCACUUCAAGCUAGCAGCACUAAAGACCAGGAAAAUUCAUCUAUUGAAGCUGUGGGCGCUCCCAAAGAAAGCACACAUAGCGCUCCUUUAAGCCCGAACGGUCUCACUGUUGGAUCCUUACAGCUUCCUGACAGGGUUGAGGGCAAGCUUCUUGAUUUUGAUCCAAAAUCGGUUGUCGUGGGAUUCAAAGGGGACAGAGAGCUUGGAACUCGCUAUCUCUGGCAGGCAGCCCGUUUCGACAACUUCAACAGUGCCAUUGCUGGGAUCGUUUUACUUGGAUACUACAAUGGUCUCAAUGGAUUCUGUGAUAUACUCCCCACAGACGAGGGGUCCGAUGAAGACCUCUCGGGUUACCCCAAGGCUAGGUGUCACACUCUGCUCGCGGAUAUGCGACGCAGGUACCCGGAAUCCAAACUCUGGAAAAUGGAGGAGGCGAGAAUGCUUUCAGCCAACAGAAACCUAGCCGGCUGCAUCGAGAUUCUGACCCAGAAUCUCGAAAGCAAAAUGAAGCAGAUCGCCCUGAUCAACAUCUUCGAGCUUUCUCUUUCCACCAUGUUCUCUCAGCAAUACGAAAUGUGUGCCAAGAGCUGGAUUCAAGCAUCGGAGAUCAGCACCUGGUCACCUACACUGUACGCCUACUUGGCCGGUGUUGCAUACCUGGAGUCUUACCGAAACGUACGCGUUAGCGACCCUGCUGCGGCAAAGGCUUUGAAGGAGAAGGCGACUGAGUUCCUGAGGAAAGCACCUCCGUUGGCUGGCAAACAAAAAGUUAUGGCACAACAGUUACCCUUCGAUUCGUACAUCACUCGGAAGAUGCAGAAAUGGGAGGAGCGGGUCAAAGCCUUGAAGGUGGAUCUUGUCGAUGCGAUUGGGGUUAGUCCGCUUACAGAGAUGGUCUAUUUUUGGGGCGGUAUGAAAAAACAAGAUACCGUACAGUUGCAGCAGUCUCUAGACUGUUUGGCAUGGAGCCGGACCAGCCAUCCUGAUAAGUUCGAGACUGAUCUCGACGAGAAAGCCAUAAAGGCGGUCCUCGAAGCCUGUAUCCUUCGAAACUUGGGGAAGUACGCGGAAGCGAGAAGAGUGCUGGAGACCGAGGUCUUGGGCCAUGACAAGAACAAAUUCAGGGGCCACCUCAAGGAUGACUGGACAUGCCCAAGUGCUCACUAUGAGAUGGCUGCCCUCGCAUGGGCGGAAAAAGAUCUCGAGGGUAUGGACCAUAACGAGAAGGUCCUUGAAAGUCAGAGCUGGCUCACCAAAACGCAACAAUGGCCGGACUCGUACGUCCUGGAUUCGAGAGUUUCUGUCAAAGUUUCAACCUCGGCUUUCACGAUUGAUCGCCACAAGAGGGUAAUGGGGAUCUAG
Messenger RNA from Drepanopeziza brunnea f. sp. 'multigermtubi' MB_m1, 1965 nucleotides. Lineage: Eukaryota; Fungi; Ascomycota; Leotiomycetes; Helotiales; Drepanopezizaceae. The record is from RefSeq and is a predicted model, not a curated record.